Oncorhynchus mykiss (rainbow trout) is the source of this 2657-nucleotide messenger RNA. RefSeq names its product forkhead box protein P1-B. NCBI's taxonomy places the organism in Eukaryota, Metazoa, Chordata, Actinopteri, Salmoniformes, Salmonidae. Gene Ontology annotation, cellular component: nucleus. The record is from RefSeq and is a predicted model, not a curated record. Gene Ontology annotation, biological process: regulation of transcription by RNA polymerase II. Gene Ontology annotation, molecular function: RNA polymerase II cis-regulatory region sequence-specific DNA binding; DNA-binding transcription repressor activity, RNA polymerase II-specific.
GCACUGUCUAGUGACAGUGUCCACUCCUGCUGGAACUGUUGAUCCGAGUUGAGUAAACGUUAGCUUGUUGCUGAGUCUGUCAAUCGCUUCUUAUCUUGUUCAACGAGUCGUGCCAAAUAGUAGCACAUGCUACAAAUUGAUGCCCUGGUAAGUUAAAUGUCAGUGAGUCCAGAUGCAUGAGUCUGGGUCAGAGCAGACAACCUGCACCAGUCCAGCCAAUCAGACAGAGAAUGGGGACAGUGCUGAAAGGGACGAUUGGCUGAGCACUCAGACUCCAACUCCAGAGGGUUCCGGGGCUGACAGCCAGCAGCAAAACCAGGUUCCAGUCUCUGUGUCUAUGAUGACACCUCCGGUGGAGACUCUUCAGCAGACACUGCAGCAGGUCCUCAACCCACAGCAGAUCCAGGCCCUGCUCCAGCAGCAGAAAGCACUCAUGUUACACCAGCAACACAUACAGGAUCUCUGCCAGAAACAGCAGGACCAGUUCAACGCCCAGCUCCUACAGCAGAAGCAUGCUGAGAAGUCAGAGCAAGAGCAGCUAACAGCCCAGCACAUGGUCAUCCAGCAGCAGUUCUUGCAAGUCCAACAGCAGCACCUCCUCAGCCUCCAGAGACAGGGUCUCCUGUCUGUCCUGCCCUCCAUGAGCCCCUCUACAGCUCAGGGUUUAGUGAAAGGGUGUGAGUAUAGUACAAGCCUGCCCUCUGGUGGUGAGUAUCCAGCCACUUUUCAGAAGAACCUGCUCCACAGCCAGCAGUCCACCACUAAUGGGAAUCAUAAAUCACAGCCCCUAAAGAAGAAAGACAGUGGUCCUGUGGAUGAUCACUCACAAAACACUCACCCUCUCUAUGGACAUGGCAUGUGCAAAUGGUCUGGCUGUGAGGCGGUCUUUGGAGACUUUCAGGCUUUUCUCAAACAUCUGAACGGUGAACAUACACUGGAUGACAAGAGUACAGCACAGUGUCGAGUGCAGAUGCAGGUUGUUCAGCAGCUAGAACUGCAGUUGAAAAAAGACAGAGAGCGUCUGCAAGCCAUGAUGUCUCACCUCAAAUCCUCUGAGCAAAUGUCAAAACCAGCAACACCAACAGUGGAUCUUAUGCCCAACGUUGCCUUCUCCCAGGUGACAUUUCCCAAGGUGCUUCCUCCCAUGAGCUUGUCUCAAAGUGCCACUGCUCCUUCCACACCCCUGACACCUCCCCCGACCUCCUCUAUCAUCACUCCCAACACCCUGCUCACUGUGAGCCCUGGUAGGAGACGGUACUCAGACAAGUACAGCAAGAACAUGAACCAAGAUAUUGUUCAGAAUAAAGAGUUCUACAUCAGUACGGAAGUUAGACCACCAUUUACAUAUGCAGCCCUAAUAAGACAGGCAAUAUUUGAAUCACCCUAUAAGCAGCUGACACUAAAUGAAAUCUACAAUUGGUUCACACAAACGUUUGCAUAUUUCAGACGCAAUGCAGCAACAUGGAAGAAUGCAGUGAGACACAACCUCAGCCUCCACAAGUGUUUUGUGCGAGUGGAGAAUGUAAAAGGAGCUGUGUGGACAGUUGAUGAGAUGGAGUUCCAGAGGAGAAGGCCCCAGAAGCCUGCUGGUGAAGGAUCUUUCAGAAGAGAUAACACUGGCCAUGGUCACAGCUCAGCUUCCCUUACUCCUAAGGCUGAAUGGCUAGAUAGUAGUAUACCUCCAUUCAACCCAGCUUUCAUAGGCGCUCCCUCUCUGAGCUCUCUGCCCUAUAUGUUCCAGCAGGAAGAGAUGAAUGCAACUCUCUGGUAUGGGAAUGGAUCCUACAGUGACAGCAGUGAAGAGCAGUACCCUAUGCACCCCCUCGUAAAAGAAGAGCUAAUGGACGAGGAGGCAUAUGAGAAUGUGCCCCAUGACUGUUCUGAGACUGAGAGCUCUGAUGAGCACAGCUCAGAUGUGGACCAAGACGAAGAUGGCGGUAGCCCAGAAAGACCCAACCUGCAGCUGGCUCAUGUGCCUUCGCAAUGAAAAAGCAUUCCAAACUGUCAAUCUCCACUGCACUCCCACAUUGGAAAACUAUGAAAUAUACCAAAUGACUUGGUAUGACUAUUUCAUAUCAAGUGACUAUUUAUUGAGGAUGUUUUAUGCUCUGUUGUACUGGCAUCGUUUGUACUGGGUAUUAUCCACCCAAGCUCACACUGAAGACAACAGAACCUAUUAUUGUAACACCGCUUGUCCUCAAAUAAUGUAUUCGUAUUGGCUUAUUGUGAGGCAGUACAACCAAUGAUGAAGUCCUAUGGAGAGCUGGUUCAGUGAUGCAGAGUUAUGUUCUUUCUUCAAUGUCUUUUGUUUCACUCUUUCAUGAAUGUGUAUAUUUAAUAACCAGAGCAUUGGCAAUAUUUAUGGACAGUACUUCAUGAAGAUGAAUGUUUGUUUUCUCCCACAAACGUGUUUAUUUUUUACCUAUGUGAGUACCAGACAACCUGCAGAUAGUAAUCCUGUGUUCCGUUUGUGACAUGACAUCAUUGAUAAUUGGUUACUUUUACACUGCCAAAAAUAUGAUUUACACCACCGUUCAGAAGUUUGGGGUGACUUAGAAAUGUCCUUGUUUUUGAACGAAAAGCACUUUUUUUCGUCCAUUUGAAAUAACAUCAAAUUGAUCAGAAAUACAGUGUAGACCUUGUUAAUGUUGUAAAUG